Molecule: messenger RNA, 2427 nt
Organism: Nycticebus coucang (slow loris)
Lineage: Eukaryota; Metazoa; Chordata; Mammalia; Primates; Lorisidae
Gene: EXOSC6
Product: exosome component 6
Exons: 1
Coding region: 448-1266 (272 amino acids)
Biological process (GO): U4 snRNA 3'-end processing; rRNA catabolic process; poly(A)-dependent snoRNA 3'-end processing
Cellular component (GO): nucleolus; cytoplasmic exosome (RNase complex); nuclear exosome (RNase complex)
Source: RefSeq, a predicted model, not a curated record
UAGCUUCAAGGAGCACGUGCCAGAGUGAGGAGCAUAGGAAUACAGCCCAGGGAGAGAAUCCCAUUUGUUGACUCAGCCAUUCAUGCAACAAAGGGAAAGAAUGACAAAAGUUCUCACCCUCUUGGGCAAGGCAGAAGGGAACACAGAAAUGUCACACAAAUAAGUGCAAGAUCAAAAUAAUUAUAGCCUCCACAAGUAAAAGGAAAAAGUGCGCCCCAGGGUGGCUCAGGCCUGGAGACUAGAGUAGGCGGUCCAACCCCACCCAUCCCUGAAGUCCCUGCCGCGGCCGAGCUCGGCGGCACCGGUCGUCCUCCCUCCCGCCAGGGGGCGGUGCAGCCCCGCCGCCAUCCCGACAGCUCUCGCGCGGGCGCGCGACUUCAACCAGCGGAAGAGCCUCCUUGCGAGGCCGGUCGGCAAGCGGAAGCGGCUCGCACGCCGGGCACCGCAAUGCCUGGGGACCACCGUCGCAUCCGCGGUCCCGAGGAGUCGCAGCCGCCACAGCUGUACGCGGCCAACGAGGACGAGGCACCCGCCGCCCGCGACCCGACCCGGCUGCGGCCCGUGUACGCACGCGCCGGGCUACUGAGCCAGGCUAAGGGCUCGGCCUACCUGGAGGCAGGAGGUACCAAGGUGCUGUGCGCCGUGUCGGGCCCGCGCCAGGCCGAGGGCGGCGAGCGGGGCGGUGGCCCGGCCGGAGCGGGCGGAGAGGCCCCGGCCGCGUUGCGCGGCCGCCUGCUCUGCGACUUCCGCCGCGCGCCCUUCGCGGGCCGCCGGCGCCGCGCGCCCCCUGGAGGCUGCGAGGAGCGCGAGCUGGCGCUGGCGCUGCAGGAGGCGCUCGAGCCGGCCGUGCGCCUGGGCCGCUACCCGCGCGCGCAGCUUGAGGUGUCCGCACUGCUGCUCGAGGACGGCGGCUCGGCACUGGCCGCCGCGCUCACGGCUGCCGCGCUCGCCUUGGCCGACGCGGGCAUCGAGAUGUACGACCUAGUGGUGGGCUGCGGCCUCAGCCGCGCGCCAGGGCCCGCGCCUACGUGGCUCCUGGACCCUACGCGGCUCGAGGAGGAGCGCGCCGCCGCCAGUCUCACCGUGGCGCUCAUGCCAGUGCUCAAUCAAGUGGCCGGGCUGCUGGGCGGCGGGGAAGGCGGCCCGACCGAGAGCUGGGCCGAGGCCGUGCGCCUAGGUCUAGAGGGCUGCCAGCGCCUCUACCCGGUACUUCAGCAGUGCCUAGUGCGGGCCGCCCGCCGGAGGGGCACCGCCACCCCACCCUGAACCGCAAGUCGGAGUAGUGACGGAGGCCACCGAGGGACCGUGCAGCCACCGUACUCAGGACUCGACCGUUUGUAACCAGACUGCAAAGCUAAGCUGGAACACCGGAGAGGAUUGGAGAGGCGUGCAUAGAGCUAGCUGAUGCACUGGACAGCUGGUUGGAACUGCGGUUUACAAACUUCUAUUAAAGGAACUUUUCCCCUUGAGCUGGCUCCCAGCUACAGCACAGUUGAAGAACCCUGUGAAUGCAGACUGAUUCCUAAGUUAAAAACAAUUUAAGCUGGGCUAACCUGGAAAACGCGAUUUGGAGCUGUUGUGUAUUGGGGAUGGACCCUUCGCUAGCUAGUCAGUGACUCCUCCUAAUAUAACUGGGCUACUUUUGAGAGGAUGGACAAGGGGGCUGUGCCUUCUCACUUACAUUUGAGCCAGAACAAAACUAUUUUAUAUUUGAGAAACGUUUUCUGUUGUGAUUCUUCUUGGUACAGGAUUCAAAAGAGCAGCUGAGCUGGGGUAGUGCAUGCUUGAUCCCCUGGUGUCCAGUGCUCAAGACAGCACUGCCUUAAAUAUGUCCUGUCCCUUAGGACAACAUAGCAGUAAAGGCGGUUGAAAUACUAAAGCAACUUCAGGGGUUGAUGUGGGAAAUGUACUUUGAAGGAGAAGCUGCCCCUUCAGUAAUGAGUGGGGACAGUUACAUCCUCCAGUCCCUGGUUUAUUGCUAGGCAAGAACACAGCUCAGGGUUGGGUAGCUGGUAAGAGUUUUGUUCUGAGUGGAAACCAGAUCCCAUCCUUGGUGGUGUGCAAAGCAGCACAGCCAGAGGCUGCCUCUGCUGCUGGUAAGAAGUGGGGUCAUGGGCUGGUGUGGUCAUUUGGUGCCUCUUGUCUAGUCUUGGUUCUGAAGAGCAAGGCCCUGAGCAGUGGGAGCUUGGGAGAGGGCAAAUGAGCUGUCAGAGUGCAAGCUUCUGGGUACUAGAAAACUAGAUAAAGCCUGCCUAUUUUAUAAGGCGGAGCUGGGCUGGGCACAGUAGCUCACAUCUAUAAUCCUAGCACUCUGGGAGGCCAAGGCAGGUGGAUCGCCUGAUCUUACGAGUUUGAGACCAGCCUGAGCAAGAGUGAGACCCCAUCUCUGUAACAAAUAGAAAAACUAGGUCGCCCCUGUAGCUCAGU